AUGCUCCUUCCCGUGGGGCCGAUCGGCGCAGGAAGGCGUUUCCAGACCCCAGCGGACGACAGCGGUGGCUGCAGCAGCCUCCUCCCUCCCCCACCAGCAGUGACCUUCAUCACCGGACUUCGUCUCCUCACGGUCACUCGGGUGCGGCUGGUUGGUGUUCGUGUGCCGAACCACCCCUUCAUUAGGGAGCUGGCACGAGCUUGCUCUGGACCACUGGCUCUAACGAGCGCUAACAUCAGCUGUCAGGGGAGCACGCUGAUGGUUUCGGAAUUCCAAGACCUGUGGCCCCAGCUGUCCUUGAUCAUCGAUGGAGGCCAAAUAGGGGAUGCCCAGAGCCCAGAGGCUCGUUUGGGGUCGACUGUGGUUGACUUGUCUGUGUCGGGGAAAUUCGCCAUCAUUCGUCCUGGCUGUGCACUGACGUCUACGGUGGAAAUCCUGAGGCAGAAGUAUGGCUUGGUACCGGAAUCAUCUGAAGACUUCAGACUCUGA
This is a messenger RNA of Opisthocomus hoazin, 489 nucleotides long. NCBI's taxonomy places the organism in Eukaryota, Metazoa, Chordata, Aves, Opisthocomiformes, Opisthocomidae. The record is from RefSeq and is a predicted model, not a curated record.